Molecule: messenger RNA, 1395 nt
Organism: Trichogramma pretiosum
Lineage: Eukaryota; Metazoa; Arthropoda; Insecta; Hymenoptera; Trichogrammatidae
Product: carboxypeptidase B-like
Exons: 8
Coding region: 1-1278 (425 amino acids)
Biological process (GO): proteolysis
Molecular function (GO): metallocarboxypeptidase activity; zinc ion binding
Source: RefSeq, a predicted model, not a curated record
AUGAGGGUGUUAGGAUUGGUCUUUAUUGUUUUGGCCGCUUGCGGCAUCAGCAACGCUAACGAUGCCGAAUACAUACCCUCGGUUUUCGGCAUGCAAGGGCUCAGACUGUUUGCCGACACCAAAGAAAAAGUCGACUUAUUGGUCCGUAGCGAAGGCCAGCAGGGUCUUGACUUCUUGAAAAUGCCACGCAACGAAGACGGCACGUUCGAGGUCCUCGUCGCACCCGACCGAUUGUCGAGUUUCAAGAGCCUCAUGAACUACAACCAAAUUAGGUACGAGAUUUUCGUCGACGACGUCAGCAAAGUCCUGAGGGCCCAAGACAUGCAGCAGAAGAUGAUGCGCAGCUUCAAAGCUGGCGGCGUAAGCCCAAACAACAGGAGAUUCUUGCGAUACUCCGAGAUGAAAGCCUACAUGGAAACUCUGGCUCAGACCCGCAGCGACAUCGUGACGCUGUUUAACAUGGGCAAAUCCUACGAGGGCCGCGACCUCGUCGGAGUCAAGUUUUCCAAGGGUGGCCAAAACAAGUCGGCCCUCUUCAUUGACGCUGGUAUUCACGCUCGCGAGUGGAUCGCCCCGUCGACUGCCAUUUACAUCAUCAAACAGUUGGCCGAGGAUCCAAACAGCGCCGACAUUUUCGACAAGGUCGACAUUUACGUUCUGCCCUCUCUGAAUCCCGAUGGCUACGAAUUCACGCAGAAGAGCUUUGUGACCCGUAUGUGGAGAAAAACUCGCUCACGUUCAGGAUCUGCGCGAUGCGUUGGAGUAGAUGCCAACAGAAACUUUGGAAUGAUGUGGAACACUAUUGGAGCUUCCGAUGAUCCAUGCAGUGACAUUUAUGCCGGACCAGAAGCUUUCUCUGAACCAGAAGCCAAAGCUUUGAGAGAUUUUCUUGAAUCUGUUCGAGGCACAAUUAAAGUUUAUCUAAGUUUCCACUCCUAUGGACAAUACUUACUUCAUCCAUGGGGAUUCACAACUGAAUUACCUAAAAAUGAACCAGCUUUGCGUUGCGCCGCUGAAAAAGCUGAAGCUGCUUUAUCCAAAGUUCGCGGAACUCGUUAUACAAUUGGAAGCUCGACCAAUACUUUGUAUGCUGCUGCUGGCGGUAGCGACGAUUGGGCAAUGGGCAAAGCUGGUAUCGAUCUAGCUUACACCGUCGAAUUACCUGGUGGUCAAUAUGGCUUUGCUCCACCACCGAGCGACAUCAUUCCAGUUGGAAAGGAAACUUUCGAAGCAAUCAAAGUCUUCGCCAAAUACGUCGAGGGAGAAAUUUGUCAAUAAGUCUGUUGAGUUAAUAAGUAAUUUAUGUUAGUGUACCUUAAGCGUCAUUGUAAUUUUUUUAUCAUGACAAUCCUGUGACAUUGUAAAAAUAAUUUUUUAUAAAGAAAUCGCAUCUAA